GUAUCACAGUACCGAGUGGCAAACCUCCAUGCGUGAGCAGCGGAAAAAACACGACCUCUCCUCCACCAACUGGUCAAAACCUGACUGCGUUUGCUAUUCAACAAUACGCGACGACCCCAUGAUUUGUUCGCGAAAAUCUCUGCCAUGCCCCAGCUUGGAUUAUCUGAAUCAGCUUUUCAUAUCCAAUUAUAGCAUUCUUGCCCGUAAUCCUAUUUCACAUGGUUCCCGACUUCUCUGCUCAAGAGAUGCUAAAAGAAGCUUUGGAGAAGCAGCUGCUAGGGUAACCAUGACACCUGCUAGCCGUGGAUCUUUGAAAUUUGAGAAGAUGUCUUCCAAAAAGUUGCAAGGAAGUGCAGAGAAAUCUUUGUCCCCUGAAGAGCAACAGGUCAAGAUCAAUGACAUUAGAAAGCUGAUAGGACCCAUCGCUGACAAGCUUCCAGCCCUAUGUUCGGAUGCUUCAAUAUCAAGGUACCUUAGAGCAAGGAAUUGGAAUACAAAGAAGGCAAGCAAGAUGCUGAAAGAAACCCUAAAAUGGAGACUGGAUUACAAGCCGGAGAAAAUUCGAUGGGAAGACAUCGCUCAUGAAGCUGAGACUGGGAAAAUAUAUAGAGCUAAUUACUUUGACAAGCAUGGAAGAACUGUUCUUAUCAUGAGACCUGGAUUCCAGAAUACAAACUCGACAAGAGGGCAGAUAAGGUACUUGGUUUAUUGUUUGGAGAAUGCCAUAAUGAAUUUAAAACCAGAUCAGGAACAGAUGGUGUGGCUAAUUGAUUUUCAAGGGUGGAACACAUCAAGCAUAUCAAUAAAGGUGACGCGUGAAACUGCUCAUAUAUUGCAAGAUCAUUACCCUGAGAGAUUGGGUCUAGCAAUUCUCUAUAACCCCCCAAAAAUCUUUGAAUCGUUUUGGACGAUGGUGAAACCAUUUAUAGAGCCGAAGACAUUCAAGAAAGUGAAAUUUGUCUACUCUGACAACGCACAAAGCCAGAAGAUAAUGGAAGAACUCUUUGACAUGGGCAAGCUGGAAUCUGCAUUUGGUGGGAGGAACAAGGAUGGGUUUGAUUACAAGGCAUAUAGGGAAUGGAUAAGGGAGGAUGACAGGAAGAAGUUGGUUUUAAUUAAGUCUGAAAUUCCCUCCCCAUCACAUGCAUUGUCUAUUCAUACUGAACCGCAGCAAACUGCAUCAUUGGCUUUUGAUAAUUCCUUGGAUGACACUGAUGAAGAUGGUUUUUCCUCUAGUGAAGAAAUGGCCUCUCCACAGUUGGAUAGUGUUGAUGAGAAGGUCCAGGGCCAAAACGUUGACUGCAAUGAUGCUGCAAAUGUUGGAGAUGGCUCCAAGGAUGCUGCAAAUGUUGGAGAUGCUACCAAAAGGCUGCAAUUGAAUUGAAUCAGCACAAGAUAUGAAGACAUUUCCUGGCUAAUGAUGUAAUAUUUUAGAUUUUAUCGACACAAUAGAUCACACUGGAUGAGCAUGAGCAUGAAUGCAACUUUUAAUGAGAAUGUUGGGCUCUUGGUUUGAAAUUCAAAACCAGAGCAGUCAA
Malania oleifera is the source of this 1538-nucleotide messenger RNA. RefSeq lists its product as uncharacterized. The transcript has 7 exons. NCBI's taxonomy places the organism in Eukaryota, Viridiplantae, Streptophyta, Magnoliopsida, Santalales, Ximeniaceae. The record is from RefSeq and is a predicted model, not a curated record. The coding region runs from base 29 to 1384 and encodes 451 amino acids. Gene Ontology annotation, molecular function: phosphatidylinositol transfer activity.